Messenger RNA from Laetiporus sulphureus 93-53, 525 nucleotides. RefSeq lists its product as uncharacterized. The transcript has a single exon. NCBI's taxonomy places the organism in Eukaryota, Fungi, Basidiomycota, Agaricomycetes, Polyporales, Laetiporaceae. The record is from RefSeq and is a predicted model, not a curated record. Bases 126 to 404 code for a protein of 92 amino acids.
GCGACUUCAAUUUCCACCACGUUCCUUUCUUUCCAUUUCUAGCGCCCCCCGUCUGCUCCCCUCCGUCACCACAAGGCAUGCCCGCACCGAAUACGGGAUCCACAUGCCGGCGUAGCAAUACUUAAAUGCAGGGGAUCAGUUUUUAUCCAGCCUGCUGCGUGGUAGGGUUCGCCGCGCGUCACCCAUUCAUUCUGUCGAUUCCCUCAUUCUUUCCCUCCGCCCCGACAUCUCUUUGGCUGCCAACUCACUCCGCCCUUUGGCCCGCCGUCGUGCAAUUCACUAACCCUGGUCCAGCCGGCUCCCCCUCAAUGUUCAACUGGUCACCAUGCCCCGCACGCCACUUUGCCUCUGCGGUGAACGAGGACUGUUUGGUGGGAGUAUCUUGGGGGUUCGAUUCCCCUUAAACAGUGUUUCUAACGAGUCAACGGACUGACCGCGGCGUGGUUUUCGAGUUUGGUUAGGCAUAUGCAUUUUGUUAGGUUAUCGGCGCUUGCGUGGUCCAUGACACAGCUUACCGGGCUUCGU